UCCGCCCCGCCCCGCCCCGCUGUCCCUUCCGCGCUCUGGCCCCGCUCGGCCCCGUGCGCGUUAUGGCUUCGGUGGCGAACCCCGGGCAGGGCGGCUCCGUGCCGCCCCUCGCUGUACAACGCGGUAUCGUUAAGAUGGUGCUUUCGGGCUGUGCCAUCAUCGUCCGGGGGCAGCCUCGUGGAGGACCCCCCCCUGAACGUCAGAUCAACCUCAGCAACAUCCGUGCAGGCAGCCUGGCACGCCGUGCUGCUGCCGGGCAGCCAGAUGCCAAGGAUACACCAGAUGAGCCCUGGGGCUUCCCAGCCCGUGAAUUCCUGCGGAAGAAGCUGAUUGGGAAGGAGGUGUGCUUCACUGUGGAGUACAAGACCCCCCAGGGCAGGGAAUAUGGCAUGGUGUACCUGGGUAAAGACACGAGUGGUGAGAACAUCGCCGAGUCGCUGGUGGCAGAGGGGCUGGCAUCGCGCCGGGAGGGGAUCCGUGCCAACAACUCCGAGCAGAGCCGGCUGGCAGAGCUGGAGGAGCAAGCCAAGAGUGCCAAGAAAGGGAUGUGGAGCGAAGGCACGGGCUCACACACCAUCCGUGACCUCAAAUACACCAUCGAAAACCCACGUCACUUUGUGGAUUCCAUGCACCAGAAGCCAGUCAAUGCCAUCAUUGAGCACGUGCGGGAUGGCAGCGUGGUCAGAGCCCUCCUGCUCCCGGAUUACUAUCUGGUCACAGUCAUGCUCUCCGGGAUCAAGUGCCCCACAUUCAAACGGGAGGCGGAUGCCACCGAGGUCCCUGAGCCGUUUGCAGCCGAAGCCAAAUUCUUCACGGAGUCGCGGCUGCUGCAGAGGGAUGUGCAGAUCGUGCUGGAGAGCUGCCACAACCAGAACAUCCUGGGUACCAUCCUGCACCCGAACGGCAACAUCACCGAGCUGCUGCUGAAGGAGGGCUUUGCCCGCUGCGUGGAUUGGUCCAUCGCCGUCUACACCCGCGGGGCCGAGAAGCUGCGCGCGGCCGAGAGGUUCGCCAAGGAGAGGAAGCUGAGGAUCUGGAGGGAUUACGUGGCACCGACCGCAAACCUGGAUCAGAAGGACAAGCAGUUCGUGGCCAAGGUGAGAGGGUGGGAUUAUGGGAUGUGCAGGGUGGGAUUAUGGGAUGUGCAGAGUGGGAUUAUGGGAUGUGCAGGGUGAGAUUAUGGGAUGCGUCCCAUGAAUGCAGGGUGGGAUUAUGGGAUGUGCAGGGUGGGAUUAUGGGAUGUGCAGGGUGGGAUUAUGGGAUGCGUCCCAUGAAUGCAGGGUGGGAUUAUGGGAUGUGCAGGGUGGGAUUAUGGGAUGCGUCCCAUGAAUGCAGGGUGGGAUUAUGGGAUGUGCAGGAUGGGAUUAUGGGAUGCGUCCCAGCACUGCAGUGUUAAUGCGGGAUGGGAUUGUGGGAUGUGCAGGGUGGUAUUAUGGGAUGUGUUGCAGCACUGCAGUGUGAAUGCAGGGUGGGAUUAUGGGAUGUGCA
Molecule: messenger RNA, 1488 nt
Organism: Phasianus colchicus (ring-necked pheasant)
Lineage: Eukaryota; Metazoa; Chordata; Aves; Galliformes; Phasianidae
Source: RefSeq, a predicted model, not a curated record